AUUGACCCCAACACGGCCCCGUGUGUCCGAAGCGAGGUGGGCAACUUUACGCGCAUCUUCAGCCCCAUGGUCUUGUCCGUGGUCUUUGUGGUCGGCUUGAUCGGGAACGGGCUGGUGGCAGUGGUCUUGGGAAAACGCCGGUGCCCUUGGCUCUUGGCUGACUGUUACCUCUUCCAGUUGGCUCUGGCCGACCUCCUUCUGGUGUUGUCUCUCCCCUUCUGGGCAGCCGAAUUAACCUGGGGUUGGAUAUUCAGCGAGGGCCUUUGCAAACUCUUGGGGACCCUGACGUCCACGAACGGCUACAGCACCGUCUUCCUCCUGGCCUGUAUCAGCGUGGAACGCUACCUGGCGAUCGUCCACGCCAUACAGCUCUAUCACCGCUGGAAGCUUCUCCAUACUUACCUGGCCUCCGCCGUACUCUGGGGAGUCUCCUUGGGCCUCUCGGCCGUGGAGUCGCACUUCCGCACCGUGUCCUUCUUCUCCCAGGCCGGAAGGUUCGUCUGCCAUCUGGGCUUCGAGGCCCAGGAAGCGGAGUCCUGGCGCCUCGGAUUGCGCCUCAUCUCUUUCUUCCUCGGCUUCCUGUUGCCGGUCCUGGUGAUGUUCUUCUGCUACAGCCGAAUCGCAGUCCGGCUUUGGCGCGCUCGUCUGUUUGGCAAGGUGCCGGCCCUGCGCUUGCUGCUGGCGAUAUUGGUCCUUUUUGUUCUCUCCUGGGCCCCUUACCACGCUUUCCUCCUCAUGGAUAGCCUGCGGCGUCAAGGUCAUUUCGGGCGAUCGUGCGCUUGGGGAAAGGCGCUGGAUUACGGACUGUUGUUCACGCACACCCUGGGCCUGACCCAUUGCUGUCUCAACCCUCUGGUGUACGCCUUCGCGGGCGUCAAGUUCCGGAGGGAGCUCUCCAGGCUGUGGCAUAGACGUGACAAGAGCGAGGGACACCGGCCGAGCCUCUCGAAGUGUGAGUGGAGCCAGCCCACGGAGCACGCCACAACCCGAAGUAUAGACUACGAUUAUUCUGUCGUGAUGUGA
Molecule: messenger RNA, 1023 nt
Organism: Gekko japonicus
Lineage: Eukaryota; Metazoa; Chordata; Lepidosauria; Squamata; Gekkonidae
Product: C-X-C chemokine receptor type 3-like
Exons: 1
Biological process (GO): immune response; chemotaxis; G protein-coupled receptor signaling pathway
Cellular component (GO): membrane
Molecular function (GO): chemokine receptor activity
Source: RefSeq, a predicted model, not a curated record